Toxotes jaculatrix (banded archerfish) is the source of this 2384-nucleotide messenger RNA. RefSeq names its product stromal membrane-associated protein 1-like. The record is from RefSeq and is a predicted model, not a curated record. The transcript has 10 exons. Gene Ontology annotation, molecular function: metal ion binding; GTPase activator activity. Bases 149 to 1513 code for a protein of 454 amino acids. Lineage: Eukaryota; Metazoa; Chordata; Actinopteri; Toxotidae. Gene Ontology annotation, biological process: regulation of clathrin-dependent endocytosis.
AGAAGGGAUUCCGGUUCCGGGUGUUUUCAUAUCCCACUCGGAGGCGUUCAUACCUCUGAUUAUGGUCUUUUACCAGAAACGUCUUUCGAUUGACGACUGAUUAAAGUAGAGUUCUUUUAAUUAAGAAAGUCCGACUAAAGCCGCAAAUAUGACGACUCGCUCGGAGAGGGAGAAGGCCCAGAAACUGAACGAGCAGCACCAGGCCAUCCUGUCCAAAAUGCUGAGAGAGGAAGACAACAAGUACUGCGCCGACUGCGAGGCGAAAGGUCCAAGAUGGGCAUCCUGGAAUCUGGGAGUAUUUAUUUGCAUCCGAUGUGCUGGCAUCCACAGGAACCUGGGAGUACACAUAUCCAGAGUGAAAUCAGUCAACCUGGACCAAUGGACCUCAGACCAAAUCCAGAGGAUACAGGAGAUGGGUAACACCAAGGCCAGGCAGCUUUAUGAGGCCAACCUUCCAGAUAGCUUCAGAAGACCUCAAACAGACCAAGCAGUGGAAUUCUUCAUCAGGGAUAAAUAUGAGAAGAAGAAAUACUACAGCAAGAAUGUGACCAAUGGGAGCAGUCCAAAAGCUAGUAAGAAAGAGAAGGAGCCAGACAGAGGGAGCAAGGUGUCAUCCUACACCAAGAGUGAAGAGCCCAGGCCAGUUCCCAAAAUCAGUCCUUCUAAGACUUCAGAACCAUCUGUGAACCUACUAGGCCUUGACGCACCAGCAGCUGCAUCAGCUAACAAUGGUAGCACGAGCACAAGCCAGAACAACAAUGACCUGGAUAUAUUCGGCCCCAUGGUAUCCAACCCCCUCCCCGCGUCCACGUCCGCAGCUCAGUUUUCUCAGGUGAGCUCCAGUAUCGCGGCCAGCACUCCGACACAAGCUCCAGCAGCAGGAGUCGGAGCCAGCUCAGGGUCAGGGCAGGGAGACCUCGACCUGUUCAGUGACAGCAGUAGCACCACUAAAACCGACGACAUGGCCAAGAAGCCCCUGUCCAAGGACUCCAUCCUGUCCCUCUAUGGAACCAACAGCAUGGCCCACCAGCCGCCCGCCGCUGGCAUGUUCAUGGGUCCUUCUCAGAUGCAGUUUCCUGUCCAGGCCCCUGCUGGUUAUCAGGCCUUCCCUGGCAUGGGCACGCCCAUGCCACCUACAACCGUCAUGGGUGCCAUGAUGGCUCAGAGCGGGGCAGCCAUGAUGGGGCCCAAUCCAGGCAUGAUGGUCGGGAUGACGAUGCCCAACGGCUUCAUGGGAAAUGCGCCCGCCACUGGUGUGAUGGGCAUGGCCCCGAGAAUGAUGGGACCGCAGGGUGGAGCGAUGCCCGCAGGCAUGGUCCCUGCUCAGGGCAUGUACACCAUCCAGCCUGGGCAGCAGGCUCAGUGGAACAUGGGUCAGAUGAACCAGCAGAUGUCAGGGUUGACUCUGAAUGGUGCAGGUGCCCAGAUGGCCUUUGGUCAGGCUCCGUCAGCUAUGGGUGGUUGGGCCGCAGCUGGAUCUGGCCAGACUCUGAGCACACAGCUAUGGAAGUGAGUCUUUGAGCAGGUCGAUGGUCGGGCAGAGUAAGAGUCGAGGUUACAGAAAGUGCAAAAAUAUAUCUUGUGCUUCUCUGUUCUUCACUAUGAACUGAUGCCCAUUUCCAUCACAGACCAGCCAUCGGAACAUGAAAAUUGUAUCUCUCUCCUUUUUUUUUUCCUCCUUCUCCCUUUCUCUGUCUCUCUUUCUCUCUAUUGUGUGAGUGAAUUGGGAGUCACGCAGGAUUACAGCCUGGCAGUUUCUGCCUGUCGAAUGGUUUUUGAUCAUAACUUUUAUUUUCCUUUUUUGGAAAAAGUUACAAGGAAAUAACAGUCCCAACAAAAAUGAUAUCGACAUAUCAGAAAAGCUGCAGGACCAGUUACACAAGCUUUUAUUGUAUCACUGUAUCAUUAUAAGAUUAUAGAACAUUUAAAUGAAUCGUAUUUAAAGGGAGAAGAUAUGACUAUCAAGUCUGUCAGUACUGCUCCCAUAUGUACAGCGCUGUAUAACCUUCUUUUAAAGUACUUGUGGUUCCCCUAUAAAAUAAAAGUGAUAAUAAAUAAUUUGCUUUGAUGUGAUGAUUCAAGUGUUAUAUUCCUUAAAGGCUCAAAACUAGAAAAAAUUUUGCUAGAGAUUCGUUUAAACUGUUCAAAGGCCAUUAACAGUUGUCAGUAAGUUUAACAACAGUUUUCGGGUUGUCCGUCAGUCCAUCCCUUUCUCUUGAACCUGAUCUCUCAGGAACACCAAAGUUCAAAGGUCAAGUUUACUGUGACCUGCCAAAACACGUUUUGGGCCAUAGGUUAAGAAUUUAUACACUAAUUAUGACAAAAUUUCAAAUGAUCAAUUGACAUUUAAAACUCACUGUCCUCACUGCAGUUUGAGACCUACU